AUGGAGUCUCUUAUAAGGCAUUGUUAUGUUAUGAAUCCCAAAGAAUUUGCCAAGGAAAGCAAUGGUGAUGAUGUUUAUUUAUGUGAAUAUGAAUAUGACAUACAUUGGCAUACUUUCAAGCGUAUUGUAGAGAUUGACAAUUGUGAAGGGGAUGAUGAAGAAGUUGACAGUGAUGAAGAUUGGAGUUCUUGCAAGGAUUAUGACUCUAAAAUAGAAGACAUGGAACAUGAAGAGAAAUGCAGGAAUUUAGUCGCUAGUCAAUUCCCCACACAUCAGUGGGCUGUAGAAUGGGCUUUUCCUUUAUUAGAUUAUGUGGUUAAUAGUUUGGUGGCUAUUUGA
This is a messenger RNA of Ilex paraguariensis (yerba mate), 339 nucleotides long. The record is from the annotation of a GenBank genome assembly. NCBI's taxonomy places the organism in Eukaryota, Viridiplantae, Streptophyta, Magnoliopsida, Aquifoliales, Aquifoliaceae.